Molecule: messenger RNA, 1044 nt
Organism: Symsagittifera roscoffensis
Lineage: Eukaryota; Metazoa; Xenacoelomorpha; Acoela; Convolutidae
Product: ganglioside GM2 activator-like
Exons: 6
Coding region: 161-886 (241 amino acids)
Biological process (GO): lipid transport; ganglioside catabolic process
Cellular component (GO): cytoplasmic side of plasma membrane
Molecular function (GO): lipid carrier activity; enzyme activator activity
Source: RefSeq, a predicted model, not a curated record
UGUUGAAUGUUAUCGCUCAUUACUUUUAUAAAUAAUUCAAAACUCAGCAGUACUUUAUAGUUUGAUAUAAUUCAUCAUAAAACACUGGAGAAAUAUUGCCUGUAAUUUAAUAUUAAAUCAGCUUGAUAAUAAACUAUUAAAUCAGCUUGAUAACUUAAAAAUGGAGACUAAAAAUUUGCUUAUUUCGCUAUGUCUUACCCUGAUAAUGCUUACUUUAUUCGCACAAAGUGAACUGAUUAGCAAACUGAAGUAUAGUAAUCAUCUGGAUGUACCAAAAAUUGACCUCUCCAAAUUCGCGAAGGGAGUGGACUCCAUCAAAACCGACAUGAAGCAGAAACUGGCGACGACGUUGAAUAAAGCGUCCGACAAGAUGUACAAAGUGGACUCGCUGAUGCAUUCGGCCAGUGACUGUGGACCUUCUUCGGAACUUGUUCACAUCGACGAACUGUCUUUCUCUCCUGACAGCAUCUCGGUGCCUGGAAAUCUGACUGUGAAUGCCAAGGUCACCUUGGACAAAGACCUACAGGCUCCAAUUUCGGCGACAGUGGUGAUGCAGAAGAUGUUUUUCGGCCACUGGAUCAACAUCCCCUGCACUUCAGACAAUAUCGGCAGCUGCUUCUAUGAAGACGUUUGUCAACUACUCCCUAAUGCCGACCAGCCAGACAACACCCCCUGUCCGAAAGAGUUGAGUGACCUUGACUUACCCUGUAAAUGUCCUUUGCAAAAAAGGAUCUACGAAGUGAAACAACUGCAGAUCCAGAUCCCCAAACCAGAUGUGAACUUACCCCUUCAGGGUCAGUACCAGGUCAACGCCCAGCUGACACUCAAAGAGGAGGUAAUCGGGUGCGUGGACAUCACCUUUACGGUGGUCCAAGCGAAGAAAUAGAAAAAGGGGGAAAACAACGAUGGAACAACUAAUUGAGACGAGACAAGCACUAAUGAGGCGAAGAUGUGAUUAUAUUCGCAACUUAUUUGGAAAUCAUGUUACAAAUUAUAGGGGCUAUUAAAAUAUAUUUCAGAAAUUUUUAAUGAUUAUAGGAAACA